AUGACGGAAUACGACUACUCUCCUGAAGCAGCGGAGCGCUACCAAGCGACCAUGCGGCGGAUUUCUCGCUGGGUCGACGAUGCUCAAGCUCAUGCUUCCGAGUACAGGUCGCCCUUUGGUCCUCGUUCGGAUGUCGGAGACGAUGAUGCUCCUGGGCCACAUCAGGCCGUGCUCACCCGGGGUAUCUCCCAGCGAGUACCUCCCCCGCCCCCGCCUCCGAUGAACUUGUACGCUCCGGUACCCGGACCUAUGCCGCCACAUAACCAUGGUCCUGCCCCCCCUCCCUCUGCUUCUCGUCACCACCAGCCAGCAAUACCACUACACGGCCCCGCGCCACCACCCACCACCACACGUCACUCCUCCUCCACUCGCCGCUCCCAAUCAAAACACCGUCCCAGCCAGACUUACUACGUCUCGCCUACGCCUACACCACCACCACCGCCUCCACCGCCGUAUUACCCCGGGUAUACUAAUCACAACCCAUAUUACCCAACACCGUAUCCCAAUCCACCCGCGCCACCACCGCAGUACUACCGCGGCGCAUACGCGCCGCCACCAGGAGGAUACGUGAUUGUUCCACCACAACAAAAAGGAGGCAGGUCAUCAUCUAGAGUCGUGCCGGUCGUGUUUUCCACAUCUUCGUCGACGGAUUCCGAUACGCCUCCGCUGCCACCGCAUCGACAUCCUUCGUUCCUGCAGAGGGUGUUCCAAGGGGGGCAUCGCACUCCUACACCCGUCACCGUCGCUCCCGGGUUUUUUUAUCUUCUUAUCACGCGUCAAUACUAUAUUCAUUCGAACAUUUUCGUAUAG
Messenger RNA from Desarmillaria tabescens, 810 nucleotides. RefSeq lists its product as uncharacterized. Bases 1 to 810 code for a protein of 269 amino acids. The record is from RefSeq and is a predicted model, not a curated record. NCBI's taxonomy places the organism in Eukaryota, Fungi, Basidiomycota, Agaricomycetes, Agaricales, Physalacriaceae. The transcript is spliced from 3 exons.